AUGUCCUCGACACUGCACGACCGGGGCAUCAUGGUCAAGCGACGCGCAGUGAUGAGCGCUGAUGAUCGUGUAGCGAAGCAAAGACGUCGUCAUGACCCAGAUACGGAACACGUCGAUGCCACGGCCUGGAUACUGCAAUCUGCCAUGUUCGGUGCUGACGAACACAAAGAGCCGACCCAAGUCGAUGAGCUCGACAAAGUCCAGGCUGCUGUGACCACCAUCUCCGACUUCAUGCGCGAUACUAUCCAGUCUACGUUUCCACGCCUCAGGCCUUCAGCUUUCAACAGUAUCUUGGCGCAGUGCACAUCACUCGUGCAGGAGCGCCUGACCAACGAAGCCCCGAACAUCGUGGACGCCAGACCUGCAAAUAUUUUCACCCUGCCGAGGAUUGUGCGGAACCGCAUCUAUGAGUUGGUUCCAGCGGAUGAGAAGGAUCCGUUUGAUGUGCAAGCUCUGGUCAUGCCUCCGUGGGACUCGCAUCAAAAGAGCAGCAGGUGGGGGAGUGACAGCUUGCAUGCUGUGCCUGCUCUCCUGCAAGUGUCACACCAAGUCCGAAGAGAGGCUGCGAAAUUUUUCUCAAAGAUCAUUUUUCAGGCUCUUCCACCUCACUCCCGCAUCCAUACACCUCACGAUAACCUAAUCUUACGCAAAGACCCCUGCUUCUCUCCGCGCAGACUGGCCAGACCUUCAAUCUCAAACUCCACCUUCCACACAUCACGUAGUCUCUGCUCCAUCGCCCCCUCCCCACGAUUAUAA
This is a messenger RNA of Fulvia fulva, 756 nucleotides long. RefSeq lists its product as uncharacterized. The coding region runs from base 1 to 756 and encodes 251 amino acids. The transcript has a single exon. The record is from RefSeq and is a predicted model, not a curated record. NCBI's taxonomy places the organism in Eukaryota, Fungi, Ascomycota, Dothideomycetes, Mycosphaerellales, Mycosphaerellaceae.